AUGAAGCAUUUGUUCAACACCCUGGUGGGAGUGGUUGUCCUUGCAGUAGCUGCUGCAGCUAAUGAGGAGGUGGCGCAGGAUGCAACUUCUCAGCUCGCUGUGGAGAUCAGCCCUGAGGAGCUGGUGGCAAUCCAACAAGAUGCUAACUCUGAGCCCCGACUUUUCUUUCCCCUGGGGGGUCUGGUGUCUGCAAAGUUGGCGAUGCUGAAGGGUCUACAGUCUCCCUUCGCAGCUCCUGCUGCUCCUAAAAACGUGCACAUUCACCACACAGCCUACGUACAGCCUCCCCCGCCACAGCACCACCACCACCACAGCGAACACCACCACCAUAACGAACACCACCACCACCACCCCCAUCACCACCACCACCACCCCCAUCACCACCACCAUCACCCUGACCACCACCACCACCACCAUCACCCUGACCACCACCACCACCACCACCACCCUGACCACCACCACCACCACCACCACCCAGACCAUCACUACCACCACCACCACCCAGACCACCACCACCAUCACCACCAUCCCCACGGUUACUACCCCCCUCCUCCACCCCCUCACCAUCACUACCACCACCACCCCCAUUCUGGACACCAUCACUACUACCGCGAAGACGCCUCUCAGCAGCAGGAGCAGCAACAGGAGCAGCAGGAACAGGAACAGCAACCAAUCGAGAACUAA
Eimeria maxima is the source of this 684-nucleotide messenger RNA. RefSeq lists its product as hypothetical. The transcript has a single exon. The record is from RefSeq and is a predicted model, not a curated record. Bases 1 to 684 code for a protein of 227 amino acids. Lineage: Eukaryota; Apicomplexa; Conoidasida; Eucoccidiorida; Eimeriidae.